This is a messenger RNA of Copidosoma floridanum, 1544 nucleotides long. RefSeq names its product sodium channel protein Nach-like. The record is from RefSeq and is a predicted model, not a curated record. Gene Ontology annotation, molecular function: ligand-gated sodium channel activity. Gene Ontology annotation, cellular component: plasma membrane. Gene Ontology annotation, biological process: sodium ion transmembrane transport. NCBI's taxonomy places the organism in Eukaryota, Metazoa, Arthropoda, Insecta, Hymenoptera, Encyrtidae.
AUGAAGUCAAAGAAUAAAUUUGUCGAGAAGAGGGAUAGGCUGCAGCCGGAGGGAAAGCCAAGCGUUUGGGAGAUCCUCAAGCAGAUUUACACGGAGUUUGCGAGCGAGUCGACGAUGCACGGGAUCAAGUACACGACGCAGGCCAGAACGACGUUCGAAAAAGUGUUCUGGCUGAUCGUCGUUUUAAUCUCGUUCGCCCUCGCCGUCGGACUCUCGGGCAAAUUCUACGACAGACACGAGUCGGCCAACAUGCGCACGACCGUCGUCACCAGCCAGUACCCGUCGCUGAAGCUGCCCGUGCCCUCGAUCACUAUAUGCCAGGGCAACUUGGUCGACAACAGACGGCUAGAGCCCUUCAUCAACAGGGAGAAACGCCUACUAAUGCCGAAGGGCCUGACGAUCGGCGACUUUGUCGAGGGUCUGCGCUACCUGCGCGAACUCAUCUACCCGACGAACGCGUACCAGGAGCCCCUCGACAAGCUGCAGCGCAUCCUGGACCUGAACGGCUUGAGCAUCCCGCAGCUGCUCGAGCUCGUCUCCCCGACCUGCGCCGACGUCCUGCUUGUCUGCGUUUACGAGAACCGAAACGAGUUGUGCAACAAACUCUUCGAGCCCACCAUCACGGCCUACGGGAUCUGUUGUUCCUUCAAUGACGCGUCGCGGCGCAACACGAGCAUUGGUCAUUUCAGAAAAGGCUCGCCGAUCGGCCGUGACCUGUUCAGCACGAACUUCGGCACGCGCUACAUAAUAUCGGUCCUGCUGAGGUCGUACCCCGACAACGAGACCACCGCCUCGAUAACUUACGGCGACGGCUACAAGAUCCUCAUACACGAGCGCCACACCCUGCCUGGACCGAACGCCCUGGAGUUUAUGGCUGGUUUUGCGCUCGAGACCAUCGUCGGCUUACAAGGCACUUACCUCACGAGCAGCCCCGAGGUUCUCAAUCUGCCGCCUCACAAACGGAACUGCAGGGUAUCGACGCCGAAGAAUAUCUACAGGGCCGAGAACUGUUUCAUAGAGUACCAGAACCAGGUGGUGUUCGAGCGCUGCAAUUGCCUGCCUUUUUUCGCGAACGACGUGGCGAGUGGCGAGCGGCUCUGCAACUUGACGGCCAUACCGUGCCUUGCCCGCGCGAACUCCGAGAUCUACUCGCAGCUGUUGCAUGGUGCCCGGGGCAACUGUCUGUCCGACUGCGAGUCCAUCAAGCACUCGAUGACCAUUACGGGAGAGCCUCUAAACGCUAUUGAAUUCAAGCCUGGCAGUUUUUAUAGGAAGGCACUGGAAUAUCCUAAUUCGACGGCAUUACACGUUACCUUCGCGGGACAAGCGGCUGUGCUCGAGCGCAAGGAAUUGAUGCUAUCUUGGAUAAACUUAGUGUCUUCGCUUGGAGGAGUAUUCUGCUUGUUUCUGGGAUGCAGCUUUAUCUCGAUCAUCGAAAUUGCCUACUUCACCUAUCAACUGUUUAAAAGAAUAAUGACGAGAUAUGAAAGUAACUCUUCUGUGAUAAACUUCAGAUAAACAAAAUAGCUACAAUAAUAUUUUCU